GGGAAAGCUCCCGCCCCCCGGAGGAAGGCUGCGGCUUUCUCAUUCUCGCAGUUUUCCCCUCCGCGGCCUCGCAUGGAGAAUGGGAGCCCCCGCAGGCCCUCGAAGCGGCCGCCGCCCCCUUCUGCUUGUCCCGAGGCGAGGUCGGCGAGCGGCGGGGCUUCUCGGCCCAGCCGGUUGACGCCGUGUCUGUGCGUGGUGGGCUUCCUGGAUUUCUUUGGUGUCAGCAUGGUUGUCCCCUUACUAAGCCUUCACGUCAAGUCUUUGGGAGCAAGCCCAACAGUGGCAGGAGUGGUAGGGUCUUUAUAUGGACUACUGCAGCUUUUUUCCAGCACCUUGGUGGGGUCUUGGAGUGAUAUAGUGGGAAGGCCCUAUUGCCUACUGUCCUGCAUUCUAUUCAGUGCAUUGGGUUAUUUUGUCCUUGGCAUGUCCACAAAUGUGUUUUUAUUUGCUGUUGCCCGAAUUAUUGUUGGAAUUUUUAAACAUACACACUCUGUUUCAAAAGUUCUCAUUUCUGACUUGGUUUCCGAGAGAGAGCGCCUUCUUGUCAUUGGACACUUCAACGCAGCCUCCAAUUUUGGAUUCAUUCUUGGACCAGUGGUUGGAGGGUACCUUACCGAGCUAGAGGGUGGCUUUUACCUGACAGCCUUCAUCUGUGCUUCAAUUUUCAUCUUGAAUGCUGGACUUUGCUGGAUGCUGCUAUCGUAUGAAGAAAACACUAAUGGUAACGAAUGGAUCAGGAGCAAGAAAGCAAGAUCCAGUCCCUCAGCAGAAGCAAAAGAAAGCUUGCAGGUUAUAUCUGUAUCUCAUGAAGCUGCAAAGUGCCAUAUUCUUACCAGAUCAUCUUGGACUGAGGUGGUAUCUAUGCUGAAGAAUCUUGGCAGCAUUGCGAGUUCUGAUCUGUGGGAUAUUUUUCUUGUACGACUGCUGAUGUCUAUUUCAAUAAUGUUGUACCAUAGCAACUUCGUCUUGGCACUUGAAGAAAGGUUUGGGAUGAAGCCUAAACUCACUGGCUACCUCAUAAGCUACAGCAGCACACUUGGAGUAGCUGCUGGCUUCCUGCUUGGACCAAUUGCAAGAUUGUAUCAGCACAAUAACUAUGCCAUUUUAUUACGAUCUACCAUCCUCACUUGUUCAUUGCUAAUGCUGUAUUCUGUAUCAGCCAGUAUAUGGACAGUGAUCCUGUCCUCCACUGUUCUGGCGUUUUCAACCACAGUUGGACGUACUUGCAUUACUGACCUUGAGUUGACUCUGGGUGGGAACCAGGCCAGUGGCAUGCUCAUAGGUAUUGGUCAAUCUGUGUCAGCUGUGGGCCGCAUAGUUGCCCCUCUUCUCUCAGGGAUUGCCCAGGAGUUCAGUCCAUGUGGGCCCCCCAGUCUUGGAGUUGUGUUGGGGUUUGUUGCUGUUUUGAUCAUGUUUUUUAAUCAAGCACGAUACUGUAGCAAUAAGGAUUCCAAACUGAAAAUUGCGUAGUGGACUAUUUGUUGUAGACUUGAAUGAAUAGCCAAGCAGUGAAGAAAAAUGAAGGUAUGGUAUCAAAGAUCUGAAAUGCUGACGUUCCAGUUCAUGCUUUCAGGAAGUAUGUUGCAAAGUCUUCUAAGACCAGUUAUUUGUAGACCCGACCUUUGAACAGAACUGCAGUAAGCGUAAGACAGCUAAAGAAUGUUAUAGUCUCUAGUGCAAACAGAAAGUUACUGAGCAUUGCUCUAGCAUUUUUUAAAAGAGUCUGAAAGGACUCCAAAUGUUUGAUACCAUCAACAGUUAAAGAGUUACUACAACUGUGCCAUUACUAGUAUACCUGACAUUGGAGAAUGGAGCUCAUGAGGUGAGCCUCUGAUUUGGAGGUAAAAUCAGAGUUCAAAAUAUGACGUAGAUCCUGAAGAGAUGCAGACAGUUGCUGAAAUGGAUGCAGGAUGAGACUUGAGGCUUUUCCACAGUGCUGAAGCUAUUCCGCACACACAAGUAGCACAAAUACCUGGUUAUAUAUAAUGUGUCUGUAUUUUCCUCCCCUAUUGCUUUCAUCCUUGCUUUGGCACUCUGUUAGCAUUGACUGUUGUACUGGAGUAGGAAUUUUUCUUCCUGGGAUCCAGCCGCCCUAGAGGUCACAAAGCCACCGCUGAAAUACACAGAAAGAAUAACAUUUGUUGUGCCUUCAAAGCAGGCUAUCAUACCUGCCCCUUUACUUCCUUAACCUUUUGUUUGCUGGUUUUUUUACCAGGGUUGAAUUUUCUUUCCGAUGGUGCAAAGUGCUGUCUUCCAAAAGCCUUGUAGGUGUCUCUUGUAUUUGCCAUGGAGAAGCAGAGCAGGAAGGAGGAUUGCCCUCCCUCUGCAGCAAAAAGAGCCUUGGGCAGGUUUUUGGCUGGAGCACCCUCUCUCCCACUGAAUAAAGCCAACACAUACACUUUCAGGAGGGUUCAGUUAGCUCAUUUUUUCUAGGUGUUUAAGUACCAUUCAUUUGGCAAGCAGGGACAAAGGUUUUGCAUGGCAUAUUAAAGUGUGAUAAUAAAAUUACAUUUGGACUCUUGUUUAGUUAGAAUGGCUUUAGGGCAGGGCUGCACAACUGCAACAAGCUGAAUGUAGGCGACCAGCUUUGUGUUAUACCUGCAAGGUGUACAGCAGUGCAACCCUGAAUUUGAACUCCAAGGCAGACAGCAAGAACCAGAGGAUGAUUGAGCACCUAGACAGCUGUUUCAGCUUGAUUAAUUCCACUUUAAUCAGGCCUGCUUGAAUAUUUCACUAAAUUAAAAAGAAUGUGCUUUAUAAAAUUAGUGUUAUACUUACUAAAUGGGCAAAAUAGAAAUAAGCCACAUAUCUUUUAAGUCAUUUCUGUAAUUCCAAGCACACUCAGUUGAAUCCAGUAGAAAACACCUGCGGACAAAAGGGGAUGAUUUUUCACCAUCUCCCCCUCCCCCCGCAGCAAAGCUCCAACUUCUCCCCCCCCCCCUUUGUAUGCUGUACCUUGGGGAGGUCCAUUGUUUCUCAAAGAAGGAUUUGGGGGGGGGGGAGAUAUGGGGUUGUAGUGAAAAUCUCAGUCUCCUGAUGGAAAUAUCUUCUGUCUGAAUAUUUUACACAGGAUCUAACCCAUUUAUUUGGAAACAAAUUCCAUCAAAACCAGUGAAGCUUAGGACAUAGCUAUACAUUGCACACAAAGGCAUGUAACCAGAAUGUGCUUUUGGCAGAAGGCUUUCAAGGAUGGGGGAAGAACUUCAGUUAGGUAGCUAUAAUGACUUACUUCUGGGUAAGUGUACAUGGGAAACCCUUAAAGCGAAAUACAACAUUCAACUAUGUAUGAUCCUAAACAGAAAGUUACAAAGCUGCUUAUAAAUUAUAUAAAUCCAGAAAAUCUACUUGGAUUGUUUAUAUUGUGUAUUAUAUACACUGAGGAAGACUUUGUUUUGUUCUGUUUAUAUAUAUGUGGAGUAUUUGGGACAAAAAACGGCCUGUGAAAGUAUGGUCUCAGGGACUUAUUUUAGGGGAAAGGGGUUAAAGCCAUUGGAACCAGCUUUGAAUUGUUUUCUCCAAAGUUGUAUUGCUUAAUUGCACUAAAAUAUUUAAAUGGGAAAUAAAAAGAGAAGGAUGUCCACUUGU
Messenger RNA from Heteronotia binoei (common prickly gecko), 3585 nucleotides. RefSeq names its product major facilitator superfamily domain containing 9 (gene SLC67A2). The transcript is spliced from 6 exons. Gene Ontology annotation, molecular function: transmembrane transporter activity. The record is from RefSeq and is a predicted model, not a curated record. Gene Ontology annotation, biological process: transmembrane transport. Lineage: Eukaryota; Metazoa; Chordata; Lepidosauria; Squamata; Gekkonidae. Bases 73 to 1470 code for a protein of 465 amino acids.